Xiphophorus hellerii (green swordtail) is the source of this 2947-nucleotide messenger RNA. It is a transcript of the gene tefa, whose product is annotated as TEF transcription factor, PAR bZIP family member a. Gene Ontology annotation, biological process: regulation of transcription by RNA polymerase II. The record is from RefSeq and is a predicted model, not a curated record. The transcript is spliced from 5 exons. NCBI's taxonomy places the organism in Eukaryota, Metazoa, Chordata, Actinopteri, Cyprinodontiformes, Poeciliidae. Bases 216 to 1148 code for a protein of 310 amino acids. Gene Ontology annotation, molecular function: RNA polymerase II cis-regulatory region sequence-specific DNA binding; DNA-binding transcription factor activity, RNA polymerase II-specific. Gene Ontology annotation, cellular component: nucleus.
UACUCCAAAACCUGAAUACCAUUUUUGUUUCAGAGGAAGUGGGUUUAGAGAAGCGAACUUAUUGCGAUGCUUUGAUGGUCGGGCAACUUUUCAGUGUGUUUUCGAAGUAAUAAACCGUCUUAUGUCACGGAGGAAUAAAUAACAUCGCAGUGGAAAACAGCGCAGUCUGCUUCUUUCGCCGUGAACAACGACAACAACAAGAGAAGAGGGGAAACAUGUCGGUGGAGCCGAUUCACGUAAAGCUGGAAACAGCCGGAGAGCCUCCCAGCUCGUUCCCGGUGGUUCUGAAGAAAAUAAUGGAAAUGCCCCCACCGAAUAUUCUGGACGGGGUCGACGACACGGAUAAGGAGAAGUUGGAUCUGGAAGGCUGUGCCGACCUGGCCGGAGGGGGAAGCGACAUGGGGCCUUCGGCCGCGCUGACCCCUGCUAUCUGGGAUAAAACCAUUCCCUACGACGGCGAGAGCUUCCACCUGGAGUACAUGGACCUGGAGGAAUUCCUCAUGGAGAACGGCAUCCCGACGUCGCCCGACAGCGCCACUUUAAAGGGAGAACCAGAAGUGAGCGUGGCUGCAACUGAGAAAGUAAAGAGCAAGCCCGUGACCCUGCUGCCCAUUACGGAGCUGGACAGGUGCGAGGAGGAAGUGGUGAUCAUCACAAAGAGUGAUUUGGACAUUACCUGCGACGUCAGCACAGAGGUGACCACCUCGCAGGACAGGGCGACUCCGGAGCCCAUCGACCCAGAAGAAAUUGAAGUGAACGUCAACUACGAGCCGGACCCCACAGACCUGGUCCUGUCGAGCGUUCCCGGAGGUGAACUGUUCGACCCGCGCAAACACAGGUUCAGUGAGGAGGAACUCAAGCCGCAGCCCAUGAUCAAAAAGGCCAAGAAGGUGUUUGUCCCUGAAGAACAGAAGGACGAGAAGUACUGGCAGAGGAGGAAGAAGAACAACGUGGCCGCCAAACGUUCGCGAGACGCCCGCAGACUGAAGGAGAACCAGAUCACGGUCCGAGCGGCGUUUCUGGAGCGCGAGAACGCGGCGCUGCGGCAGGAGGUGGCCGAGCUGCGGAAGGACUGCAGCCGAUACAAGAACGUCGUGGGUCGCUACGAAUCCAAAUACGGAGCAAUUGCACCACCAGAUGACGAGUAGACAUCAGUUGAUUUAUUCAAUUAUUUUCUCUGAUGGAUAAAUAAAUCAAACCGUUGGCGGGGGUACGCAAGAACCGCCCUGAUGACGUCAAGGCGGAGUGGAAGAGCUUGUGAAGGCAGGAUGUGACAUUACCAUGGAGAUGUAAAAUAUCAAGAUAUCAUCUGUUGUUGUUUUUGUUUUUUUUUAAAUUCUUUGUAUUACUACCUUUCUGAAUGAGGUGAAUGCAAGUGCUUCUUCAGCACGCCUUGUUCGUUUGGUGCACUUUCUGUUUUGUACACCUAAAAGGCUUUCAGGCUCUUUGUAGCCUGAAAGAGAUCACAUCCAUGAGUUGUUUUAGGAGAAAUCCCAAGUUUUUAAGUCCUGUCCGGUGAUGUUUAGGCAGUCCAUGCCGUGGUUUUAGAUUAGUUCAGGUAAUUUGGUUUGCAGUUUUAUUUUUUAUAUUUCUCUCAUACCAAAUUGCGUUGAAGAGCUGGGCCUGUCUUUGCCCACUAGAACGUCUGACUGUGACUCUUCCAGUGACUUAAGCUUCUUCAGGGGAUUUCAGUGACAGGGCAAGAAGAAAAGCUAGCUGUGCUCACUUCUUUUUAUGUUUUCAUUACCACUCCAGAGGCGAGCUGCUUUCUAACACCCUGCUUUGAUGUCUGUCCGUCUGUCUGUCUAGCACUUUCUCACCAGACUGGACUCCUGCUUUCAUCCCUACUGGAUGUCUGCUGCUUCAACUCAUCCAUUUUAGUCAGCUUCAGAUGUUGUGUUGACUCUGUAAGCGUAGCUGGCAGGUUUAACCCUCCCGCAGUCUCCGCUCGACUUAGCUUAGGAAGAGUGCAGCAGAUGUCACGGUCGGACAGGGGGGAAUGAAGGGGGGUGUUUUGUCGGUUCCCAAAACCACAAAGAAAACAAACAAAAGAAAAUCGGAUAAAAGUGGAUGUGGGGACAGUAGAAAGCUCACGUGAGGUCCAUUCAAAGCCUCUUAGGACUGAGGGAGGGCUGAGAAAAAAUAUAUGUAUCAUAUUGCAGAUAUUUUAAUGUUCAUAUUUACAGUUGUUUCAUGCAAGUUAGAGCAAAUAACCUCUAACACAUGGCAACAUAAGUUCCAUCUAUCAAGCUAGCUAUUUCCAAACGUAUUUUUACUGCAGCCCGUAAGCGAAAAGCAUCUGUUCUGCAUCACUGGUGUUUUCUGAUACAUACUGUGAUGGGGCCUCUUUUCCACAGAUAAGGAAUCUCUAAAUCUAAAGCGUCUCCUUCGUCUAAAUUUCAAUGCAGCUUGCAGUCUCCCAGUUUGCAGUCCCAGUUCUGACCUACCCUCAGGUUUUCUAACUUUCCAGCUCUGACAAUAAAAGGGAAAGGAGCUUUUCUUAUUUAGCUCUUGUGCUUCCAUUCUUUACUGUUUUGAUCAGAUAAGUUCAAUACUAUGUCCUUUUAAUUUGAAGAGGGGUUUGAAAUGUGAGGAAACCUAAAUCACUUUAAAAAAAAAUGUUACAGCAUUUGUACAUUUAUGACGUACAAGUCAUUACUGGAGGAAUAUUCUAGAUUUAUUCAACUAAAAGCUUCAUUAUUUUCAGUCACACAAUGAAUUAUAUUUUCCAAAUCAGGUUUUUUGUGGGUAAAAAAAAAUAAGUGUUUGGCUUUUUUUAAAUUGCCUUGGCCGAGUCUGCCUUUUCUUUAAAACAGGUCAAAUUCUUAACUUACUGGUUACUUUUUUUCCCCCUUUUUUCUUUUCUUUUUUUUUUUUUAAACAUAUGACAUUUUGAGUGACGCUGUCUUGUAUAUAUUGUAUGAAAAAUUAAAGCCUUGUUGACACA